This is a messenger RNA of Fulvia fulva, 960 nucleotides long. RefSeq lists its product as uncharacterized. The transcript has 3 exons. Bases 1 to 960 code for a protein of 319 amino acids. NCBI's taxonomy places the organism in Eukaryota, Fungi, Ascomycota, Dothideomycetes, Mycosphaerellales, Mycosphaerellaceae. The record is from RefSeq and is a predicted model, not a curated record.
AUGGUUCCUGAGGAUUCUCAAGCCCUUGCUGCCUCUCUGGAGCAGCUGAGUCUACAGGACCGACCGCGCUCAACUUCACCAUCCGCAAACCAGCCCUCAACAGAAGGUCGAGCCCGUAUUACACGCGACGCUCGCUCUUCCGCAUCAACACUGAAGGCGUCAGCUUCUCCAAACGCCUACGAUGCGCAGCAGAACCCAGGCUCACCUUCGGCAUCCAACGCGAGUACUGCGCCUUCAAAUGAGCCCGUACAGUUCAGCGCUCUCCAGCGCCACUACCUCACCAUUGGCGCGAGCGGUGUCAACGGCGCUGCGAGGCAAGCUGUAACCACUCAGCCUCCAAUCAGAACAUCACGCACUUGCAUCUUGCCGGAGGUGCUUCCUGGCGAGAUGCGCAACGGCAUCUACGAGGAAGCUCUUACCAUCAGCCCCGGCACCGACGGUACAGUGGAGUUGGUGAAGUGGGGACAGGUUCGUACCAGCAGCAGCAGUACCCUCCGUCGCUGGGAUAGCGCUGCUGGCCGCGAGGUCCGCAAGCAGCCUGUCGCCGCUCUCCUCGCAACAUGCAAGCAGGUGUUCAAUGAAGCCUGCAGCAUCUACUACUACCAGAACCACUUCAAGAUCUCAGGCGACGACAAGGGCCUGAACACAGCAUCACUGGGACACUUCAUGCUGUCGAUGCGCCCAGCUCGCUCGCGCCAUCUAAAGUCUCUGACCAUCACUGUCAACGACUUCGAACAGACUGUGCUGGCGAUGAACACAAUGCAGCAGCUCAUGGGCCUGGAAGAGCUGUGUAUCAUCGUUGAGGCGGACGGACCGGUCGAUCGGUUCGAGGAGAACAAGGAGGCGUUCGCUAAGGCUUUCGGAGAGAUGUUAGGGCUGAAGACCUUCUCUAUCCAGUCGUCUUCCAUCGACGAGGGCAUGGAAUGGGUCGCAGAUGCCCUCGGUAUCGAGCUGGGUUAG